UUCUCUCUCUGACCCCCAUCCUGGCAGGGACCUCAACCCCAUCUUUUUCACCCUGUUAAUCCCUUUCAUCCCUCAUUCUUAAAAGGAUUAGCACAGGAGAUGGAAAUGCCUCUGUGAUGCUCUCUGCAGAACCAGCCUUAUUUGCUCAGUCUGGGCUCUGUCUGGGCUCUGUCUGGGCUCUGUCUGGGCUCCUGUAGCAGUACCUUUACCCUGGUUGGAGUGUCUAUAGUCUGUCUGUAGUCCUCAACCCAGGCCCUCUGCCUUACUCUGGCCAGAGUGUCUGUAGCCCUGCCUCACUCUGGCCAGAGUGUCUGUAGCCCUGCCUCACUCUGGCCAGAGUGUCUGUAGCCCUGCCUCACUCUGGCCAGAGUGUCUGUAGCCCUGCCUCACUCUGGCCAGAGUGUCUGUAGCCCUGCCUCACUCUGGCCAGAGUGUCUGUAGCCCUGCCUCACUCUGGCCAGAGUGUCUGUAGCCCUGCCUCACUCUGGCCAGAGUGUCUGUAGCCCUGCCUCACUCUGGCCAGAGUGUCUGUAGCCCUGCCUCACUCUGGCCAGAGUGUCUGUAGCCCUGCCUCACUCUGGCCAGAGUGUCUGUAGCCCUGCCUCACUCUGGCCAGAGUGUCUGUAGCCCUGCCUCACUCUGGCCAGAGUCUGGAUUUUUCUGGCUGGUCUUUUGACCAAUCACAUCAAAUAUUUCAGUGCUGAUCUGAUUGGUCAAUUAGUGAAAAAAAGAUCAGAAUUGUGCUACCUGUCUAAAAGCAGCACCAGAACUAUUUUGAUUGCCGAACUGGCACAUUGACUGAGCUGGCAGCUGGCUCUUCCGUAGAAUAAAACAGCCUUAGAGAGGUUUGUCAUCAUGUUGUUCAGUAUUCCCUCCGAUGAUUCAGACGUAUAAAAGCGUGUCAACAAGAGUGCUGUCAAAAUAUCCAGACUUUGUUUGAUAGAACUAGCUUUCUCAAUCCCCAUGUGCAAACGCGCACACACACACACACACACACACACACACACACACACACACACACACACACUAUAUGGGUCACUGUUUACAUUCACCCCAAGUUUUCCUUUCUAAGUGGCAGAUAAGAUGGCACGGGGCAGUAUCUUGGAUGAGCAGUUCUUUUCAGUGAAACGACUGGAACAAAUGUGGUUAUGAAAACAGAGAGAGUGCCCCAAGGGAGAGUUCGAGCCCCGCUCUACUUCCCAUGGCUUCAGUUGUGACUGCUGCGGUAGUUAAUCAACAUGUUUAAUGUGUGCAGAAGUGCGCUUUGCUUGUGUAACCGGCUAGCUAGUUAGCGGGGUGCGUGCUAAUAGCGUUUCAAUCGGUGAUGUCACUAGCUCUGAGACCUUGAAGUAGUUGUUUCCUUUGCUCUUCAAGGGCCGUGGCCAUAGGUAACGGAGCCAUAGGUAACGAUGCUUUGUGGGAGGCAGUCGUCGGUAUGUGCAGAGUGUCCCUGGUUCGAGCCCAGGUAGGGGAGAGGAACGGAAGCAAAACUGUUACACUUGUGAUAGUCCAAAAGUGUUUGAAUGAGCACGCAUACUGCUAACUCCAAACACGUCAGGACAGCAGGAUGUGACUGUGGAGGAGACGGAGAGUGGUGACUGUGGAGGAGACGGAGAGCGGUGACUGUGGAGGAGACGGAGAGUGGUGACUGUGGAGGAGACGGAGAGUGGUGACUGUGGAGGAGACGGAGAGUGGUGACUGUGGAGGAGACGGAGAGUGGUGACUGUGGAGGAGACGGAGAGUGGUGACUGUGGAGGAGACGGAGAGUGGUGACUGUGGAGGAGACGGAGAGUGGUGACUGUGGAGGAGACGGAGAGUGGUGACUGUGGAGGAGACGGAGAGUGGUGACUGUGGAGGAGACGGAGAGUGGUGACUGUAGCACUCUAGUUAAUUUUCACAACAGAUAUGGGUCAGUUAGAGUGGAUUUCCUCUGCUGCAAGGGGUCAUGGGAGUUGGCAUGCUUUAAGUGUACACUCCAGUGAGUGUGCUCGUUUCUGGGAUACGUUUGUAAAUUCAACAAUGUUCACUUUAACCUCUCUCCUUCAGCUCCUUGUUUACUUUGAAGAUUUCACUAGGGAUUUUGGCCCAAUACAAGCCAGCUCUAUACAAGAGGAGGGCGGCUCAUUAUAAUGUCCGGAAUGGAGCAAAUGGAAUGGCAUCAAACACCUGGAAACCAUGUUUUUGAUACGAUUCCACUGAUUCCGCUCCAAUCGCUACCACCAGCCUGUCCGCCCCAAUUAAUGUGCCACCAGCCUCCUGUGCUGUAUACAUUAUUUAUCACCUGUGUUACAAUACAACAUAUGUUAACGCUCCUUUCUGAAAUGCUACAUUUUCAUUGAAUUUGUCUUUAAAUGUGAUUGGAUGGUUCUAGGUCAAAAUGGAAUCCUUAGUGUUGUACAAUGAAUGAUGCUGGCGCUGUUGAGAAGUGUACGUUGCAAGCUUGGCUUAUCAGCUCUUCUGCCAUAUUAUUGCAUUGAUGCGUGUGACUUUAUGUAGCGUGCUCCGUUCCCCUUCCUGUCCCGUUACCUCCAGCUGUUAGAGGCUCUCUGUCUACCUCCUUGAUGGUUUACCUGUCGUGUGUGUGUGUGUGUGUGUGUGUGUGUGUGUGUGUGUGUGUGUGUGUGUGUGCGUACGCCUGUCCCCAGCUCUCCCUGCUCACAUGGCUCUCUCUGUUUCCCCAGGCGUUGUUACUCAGCCAUGUGCCUAAUCGUAAUCCCUGUUGUUUCACUACGUCUGUUUCUGCCCUUUUCACUUCUGUUCCCUCUUCCCUUCGGUCAUUUAAGAACAACUGUUACAUCAUAUCCUCCUGUACAUGUAGUCAAAUCAAGGGCACCCAAUAAACGCUCUUAUCAGACCUGCGUCUGCUAGUGGAUGCUGUAAAGUCUUCAGCCGGGUCUAGGAGUAGAACUAAUGGUAUGGAAUUAGUGGGGAGUUAAAAAAAAAAAAAAAAAAAAAUUCUCCCUUUGAUAUUGAAAUCCGCUUGAUGUUUAAGUUACGGCUCUCCUCUGCAUCCACACAGCCUUUAGCAUUUUUCUGGGAGAUUGAUCCUCUUGGGAAAGAAUGUUUCCAAGAUUAGAGACUAAAACACAGAAUAUAGGCCUAAAGCUAAAUUGGAUAUUUUACCGUAUCUGUUUGUGUGUUGUUGGCUGGUUGUCUCAAUUCCCCUCUGAAAGCUUCUUGGUUUAAUAAUGUGAUAACCAAACACUGUUUUACCUGGAGCACUUUGUCUGUGUGAUGAUGUCACGCUAGUGGAAUGCUGGGAGAGAGGGGCUGCUGGAGCUGGUCACUGCCAGAUUUCCCUCUGGAGAUGGCGGGGGGGGGACCGGGGUCGGCGAGGGAAAUGGGUUUGUUGCUCUGCAUCCGACCAUUGUUUUGUUGAAGCUCCAGACGUAGACCUGCAUGCUCUGCACAACAUUCCAAUUCAAUCUCUCUUCUCAUAGGCCAGUCUGUCUGUGGAAAGAUUUUUUUCGUUGAGGGAGGGAUUCAUAGCUAGGUCUGCUGCUGUUCUGUUGUUUGUGGGUGUGCUUCGUGCUUAAACUCUCUGUGAACUACUGUAGGUUUGGGUUGUCAAGGAGGUUAGAAGUAAGAAGAGCCUUUCACAAUUGACCUUUUAUAUUAGAAUCAACAGAAACUAGUCCAAUGGUUUCAAAUCUCUCCUGUGUCAAGCUUCAAUUGGUGUGUGUGUGUGUGCGAUCCCUCCCACACAAUCUUCAUUAAAAAUAAUGAUUUCCCCAUCCUGCCUAAUGGGAAUGUCAAAUGCUGCUUUAGUGAAGCGGUUGUGUUUUUCUCAUAUUUAUCUCCUGGAAUGUUAAUUCCAGAGAAAAAGGUGAAGUGGAAGCUAUGUCCAAAGAUUCCAGCUGUCCAGAUCCAUCUGCAACACACAUUCUUGUCUUUCAGUAUCAACUGGGCUAUAGCAGACCACCACUUCUGUCCUCUGACCAGACCUGGCUGUCUCUGUCUCCUCCCCAGGUUGAUGUUUCCUAGUCGGGAAUCCCCAGGGUUGCUUUCAAGAUUGACACCCGACAGCUUGCGGCCUCUGCCAAUCUCCUGAGCGAGCUCCGCCUGCCACCGGACAAGACUGCCCACAAGCUCCCGCUGCGUCUGCCUGCGGCAAAGCCCAGCAACCUCCGCGAGGCCCUUGGCCAGUCGCCCGGGAGGAAGGACCUCGUCGCCAUGGACACGGAGUCCACCUACUCAGGGUACUCGUACUACUCUGGUCGCUCCCGGGGAUCCCACAGACAUGGGGAGCGCAGCCGCGACCACCACAAGUCACGCAGCAAGGAUGGCAGCCGCUCGGAGAAGUCUGUCACCAUCAACGCACCGCCAGCAGAACCACUGCUGGGAGACUCGUCUGUACUGGGGGAGGAGGUCCAGGAUGACAACUGGGGCGAGACCACCACGGCCGUCACGGGGACGUCGGAACACAGCCUGUCCCAAGAGGACAUUGUCCGGAUCACCAAGGACCUGGAGGAUAGCGUGGGCCUGGACUGCCGGCGCUACUUUAGCCUGACCCUGGCUGUGGUUCUGGGCCUGCUGGUCUUCCUCACUCCCCUGGCCUUCCUGGCUCUCCCCCACCUCCUCUGGCCUGACAAGCUCCUGGUGUGCGGCACGGCCUGCGAGGGCCUCUUUAUUUCCGUGGCGUUUAAGCUGUUGAUACUGCUGUUGGCCGUUUGGGCGCUGUUCUUCCGGGCUCCGCGCGCCGACCUGCCCCGGGUGUUUGUGUUCAGAGCGCUGCUGGCCGUGCUGGUGCUGCUGUUCGUCGUGUCCUACUGGCUGUUCUACGGCGUGAGGAUACUGGACUCACAGGAUGAGAACUACCAGGGCAUCGUGCAGUACGCUGUGUCUCUAGUGGACGCUCUGCUCUUCAUCCACUACCUGGCCAUCGUCCUGCUGGAGCUCAGGCAGCUGCAGCCCGCCUUCUCUGUCUGCGUCACGCGCUCCACCGACGGAGAGACACGCCACUACAACCUGGGCCAGCUCAGUAUUCAGCGGGCAGCAUUGGCCAUCAUAGAGAACUACUACAGAGACUUCUCUGUCCACAACCCGGCCCUGCUCACCGCCUCGAAGUCCCGGGCUGCUAAGCACCUGGCCGGCCUCAAGGUCUAUAAUGUGGAUGGCCCUGGGAACAACGCAGCGACCGGAUCGGCCCACUCCCAGUCUCGGGCUAUGAUUGCCGCUGCCGCCCGCCGCCGAGACACCAAUCACAAUGAGCUGUACUACGAGGAGGCGGAGCACGAGAGACGCGUCCGUAAACGCAAGGCCCGUUUUAUUGUAGCCGGAGAGGAGGCCUUCACACACCCCAUCUUUAAGCGUAUGCAGGAGGAGGAGCAGAAGAAUGCCCCCACUGGAGGCCAUCUUCCAACCACAUUAACCAUGGCCCCUCCUAGACUGCAGAAGUACCUCCGCACCACCAGGCAGCAGCACUGCCACAGCAUGGAAAGCAUCCAGCAGCACCUGGCCUUCUGCAUCACCAAUAACAUGACGCCCAAGGCCUUCCUGGAGAGUUACGUGAACCCCGGGCCCACCCUGCAGUACGGCCGCGAACGCUGGCUGGCCCGGCAGUGGACUCUGGUCAGCGAGGCGUCGGUCACCAGCGGCCUCAAGGAGGGCGCCAUCUUCCUCCUCAAGUGCAUAGACUUCAGCCUGGUGGUGACUACCAAAAGGAUCCCCUACAUCCAGCUUUCAGAGGAGUUCAUCGACCCCAAGUCGCACAAGUUCGUCCUGCGGCUACAGUCAGAGACCUCUGUGUAGAACUGGAUAACUGUUUUUACCACCACACACCUUUUUUUUUGUUUUCAAAAUGGUUUUAUUUUAGGUUUGCAGUUUUAUUUGAGGAUUUUUUUAUAUAUUAUAUAUGAAUAUAUGUUACACACACGUUGGAAAAUAUUGUCCUUUUUAUCUAUGGUUUACCUGGUUUGAGUUAAUAUAAAAAAAUAUAUAUACACCGGUGAUGAAUUUGACUUGUCUUGCAUGCACACACACACAGAAGAUUGAACUGAACUCUGUGGAGAUGGAUCUAUAGAUGAACAAUGUGUGCAGCACACAACUGCAGAUGUGUCAAUGUCUAUGAACACCGUUGUUCCACCUCUGAAAGACUGAUGCAGAGCUCAAGACGAGGAAUUGUUUUAAUUCCAUGGCUCAAGACGGGGACAUCUCACCGAGGAGUCAAAUGACACUACUGUUGUAAUGGACAUUGCUUCAUUCCCCCUCAGCUAAACCACUACAGAUGGUGAACUGCCACUAUUUAACUUCUGGACAAAAUGUAUAUUUUAACACAAACCGUCUCAGGCCUGUCUGCUGUUCUAAAACUAUAGCUACUUAAUUUACUUUUUUUUUGCGUUACAUGCACAUGUUCUCUACAUCUGUAUAUUGAUUAUGUAUAAACACAUUGUGAUAUAAUGUUGUUUAAGUCUGUGUACUGGGUCAAUCUCCAUCCCAUUUCCUCAUAUCCCGAUCUGUGGAUGUACAGAGUAAGACAUGAAUAUCAGUAGCCUUCGUUGUUAAACAAAACCCUUGUUUUAGCUGUUAUAGGUGAUUGUUAAAUAGAUAUUCAAAUUCAAUGCCAAUUUAUAUGAUUAACCCCCAAGGCUGAAAGCCUUAAAUCUCCAAGGGAUCUUGCUCAAAUAUUUUUAGCCCUCCAAGUGUGUACUGUAGUACGGCUUAUGCGUACAGCAGCACGUUCCCAGGUGCAAUGUCGCAAUACAACAGCAUGUUAUACUGCAGUACAUCUCGUCCACAAGCCAGCUCUCUCUCUCUCUGUAACGAAAGGUUAUUCUGUACUAUGUUAUGUUAUAAGUACUGCUGUCAACAUGGGGGCUCAGAAUGGUCCAUCCAUAUCCCAAAUGAACAGAUACCAAUAUACAGUCAUGGCUGGUUUGUAAAGCAGAGCUCUUCAAAUGUUUAAAACCCAUAGUCGCCCAUAUUAGGAAUCCCCUAGGAUCCUGAUUGCUGAUGUAACUCAAUAUUUCCAGCUUCUGUAAUGGAUUUUGGAGAUGUGCUGCUGUCUCGUUCCACUUUUCAAUUUUAAAUGGGACGUUCACACCUCCCAGCUUAGUCAUAUUUUGAUAAUGAGUCCAUUUAGGGCCUUUAUAUUUGCUGAAACUUGACAGCUACCUUUUUAUAAAGCAACACAUUCAUGCCCCGCAUAUAUCUCUUCUCAGGGUUCAGGCUUUCACAUCUAUCACACUUACUUUGCAUGAUAGAGCACUCCGGGACAGAAAAUGCACAGAUACAACUAAUGUAUGACACUGAUUUGGACCACAGCCUCAAUCUGCCUGUGUACCUUGUACACGGUACGCAGAACUCUAUUGUGCAGCUAUUACCAUUUAAGGUCUAAGCGGUUAAUUAAGCUAAUCGCCUCUUGAGAUGGUGAGUACGGUACUAGGGGGUGAAGAGGAGCCUCCCUUGUAACUCACCCGUCUGGUUAGUCUUCUAUUACAAUGUCAUCAAGCGAGAUAUCAUGUUGAGCCGUGAAUCUGGGGACCUGAUAGCUUUGAGGAUGAACAUAAAAAUCCCUAAUGACAUCAGAAUCCUAUAUUCUCCCCUAAUGAAUAUGGGUAGCAGAUUGAGAUCCAUCCAGGAUGAGUUGUUUCAGAGGUGAUCAGGAUCCUCUCUACGUAAAACCUCAUAAAUCCCCAUGUAGAAUGGACUUCUGGCUUGUAGAGGUUCUCCACGGUGUUACAGCUCUGCGUGUCAUUCUUUUAAAAAAAACUGCCCGUCAGCGCCACCUGGCAGACAAACCAGAAGAUGUCAGACUUUGGUCUGGCAAGAGGUUACUGUUGAUGGGUGCCGACACAUUUUCACACAUUCACAAACAAACGCAUGAUACCCGUGUCCAGUUAUAGACAAACCAUUUUUAACGAUUAGCAUGUGGCUCAUAAAAGCCACUUGGAAAUGCAACUCUCUUUGUUUUCUCGUCAUGAAAACAAACAUAUUUUUAUACUUAUAGCACGGAGUCUUUUGUACCCAUAAUUGAUGGACUUUGUAUGAACCCCAACUCCUGUGACUGUGCCUCUUGUCUUUACACUGUAUGUAUUUAUGUAGCUAAGCGUGUGCAUAUGCCAUUCCCUUAUCCCUGUAUUGACUGCAGGUUGACGUUUAUUGGGAUUAGUCUUGCCUUGGAGGCAGAACUGAGCGAUUUCCACUAGAUGUGCCAGCGGAAAGUCCAAAUUUGCUGUAUGGCAAAAAUUCAUGAAAACAAACAUUUGCUUUUUGUUUUUAAUUAAAGGUUAGUGUUAGCGGUGUGGUUACAAGCAGGACUUUGUGGCUGUGCCAGGUUGUGACCACUCUGUAGAGCUGCCUCCAGUACACGAGUCUUCCCAAUAAAUGCUAACCUGCGUAUUGACCUCUGUCAUGUUUUGCUGGCCUGGUCACAGAUCUGUUUGUGCUGUUACUGCCAGGUUCUGCUAACCUGGCAGUAACUGAUCUGCGACCAGGCUAAAGGUUAGCCAGGUUGCACCCAUACUGUAGAACUCUGCUUGUUACUGACCUGACAUCGCAUUGUAACCAAUGUGUCAAUUUCACUAUACAACAGGCAUUUGUGUAAAAUAAACAUUUGUAUGAACAUUUGUUAA
Molecule: messenger RNA, 8573 nt
Organism: Oncorhynchus nerka (sockeye salmon)
Lineage: Eukaryota; Metazoa; Chordata; Actinopteri; Salmoniformes; Salmonidae
Product: vang-like protein 1
Exons: 10
Coding region: 4174-5751 (525 amino acids)
Biological process (GO): multicellular organism development
Cellular component (GO): plasma membrane
Source: RefSeq, a predicted model, not a curated record